This is a messenger RNA of Sphaeramia orbicularis (orbiculate cardinalfish), 1189 nucleotides long. It is a transcript of the gene tstd3, whose product is annotated as thiosulfate sulfurtransferase like domain containing 3. The coding region runs from base 117 to 635 and encodes 172 amino acids. Lineage: Eukaryota; Metazoa; Chordata; Actinopteri; Kurtiformes; Apogonidae. The record is from RefSeq and is a predicted model, not a curated record. The transcript is spliced from 4 exons.
AGUAGUGGUCAGCAGGUGACUGUCGGUACGGUCGGUCAGCUACACACUACAGCGAUUGUGCGUAUUUUCCUGUUUGUGUUGACAACCUGUACACAACAGGCGGUUAGUGAUCACAUAUGGCUCUCCGGAGGUGUUGGAGGUUUGCGGGUGUUGCCCCCCGGCUCUUCUGGAGGAGUCCCGUCCUUUCUGGGGUUUCUGUUCCGGGAGGUCAAAGCUUUGUGUCCAACCUUGUCAACAGUCAGUUCAGAUGUUCAGAGUUGCCGGUUCGUAGGUUUAGUUCAGCGCCUUCGAGCACAGAUGUGAGUUAUGAGGAGCUGAAGCAGAUCCUGGCCGGACGCAAAGCAGUGGUUAUAGAUGUCAGAGAACCAUGGGAGCUCCGGGAGUUCGGAUUCAUCCCCGGAUCCAUUAAUGUUCCCUUGGGAAAUGUGAGCACUGCCCUCCAGCUUCCUCCAGAAGAUUUUGAGGAAAAGUACGGCGGCGGAAUGCCCCGUCACACGGAUCACAUAGUUUUCACUUGCCUGGCAGGAAUCAGAAGCAAGACAGCACUGGACACAGCCACUUCACUGGGAUACAAAGGUGUUCAGCAUUACCCUGGCGGAUGGCAAGACUGGGUGAAAAACGAACAAAAUAAUUGACGCAAGGACAUGGGAACAGAAGAGCAAGAUGAAUGCACACGUUUGUAGUUACCAGACACCCAGCUGUGAACCCAGAGUACAUAAGUUGGGAUCUUGUAAAGGAUUUUUAACAAGUUAAUCCACUUUUCUGUAUUAUGAGUGAUUUUACUUGCUUUUCCUCAUAUGAAUCCCAAAGACUGAUUCUCUACCACUCAUGGACAGUGUUGUUCAUGUACGUAUCAAUCUGCUGCAGUAUUACUUGAAGUCAUUUGUAAAUUUGUUUAACUUACACAACUAUUAAAAACCCUUUACAACCUCAUGACAGUAUAGUUAUAUAACCAGUGAAAAUUCUCAACCUUAAUGGAAACUGUAGUACUAAAUUUCACUGUAUUAUGUUCAGACUUUAUCUAUGCAAAUGACUUUAAAACUGUGUAUUAUUCUGAGGAUACAAGGUCUUAACAUUGCAUAUAAGAACAGUUUAUUGUACAUAAUGAAAAAGCUUCUUGCCUACAUAUGCAAUGCAGUUGUGGCCAAUACUGUUUAAUUAAUAAAAUUAUAGUUUUAACUAAGCAUGA